Cherax quadricarinatus is the source of this 2145-nucleotide messenger RNA. NCBI's taxonomy places the organism in Eukaryota, Metazoa, Arthropoda, Malacostraca, Decapoda, Parastacidae. The record is from RefSeq and is a predicted model, not a curated record.
CAUGCUGCGAGUGUUGUGUGUGGCUGCAGUUGUUACUGCAGGGGUUGCGUCCUCUUAUGGAAGGAUGAUGCCCAAGCAAGAAGAACCCAUCAUCCUGACGCCAAUGGUGGAGGCUGAGACGGAGGCUGCCCUUCUUAUAGUACCCGGGGCAUACAUUAAUGGACAGUACUACCAGCCUCUAGGUGAAACAAUACAAGCAGCAUCUCCACUGAAACUGUGGGUAGGGCUGGUAAGACCCUUUCCUCUGGACCUGCCAAACCCCUUGUCAGUGUUUCCAGACAUGGAGAAAACCCUGCAGGUUAUGCGAGAUUUGGGCAUGACCACAGACAACAUCUUCAUCAGUGGACACUCGCUUGGAGGCGUGGUUUUGCAGAACGAGGAAUGGUCACAAGAGCACGGUGUUGUAGGCUGGGUCAUGCUGGCCUCUUACCUUCCAGAUGGUGGUCUCAAUAAUGUCUCCCUCCCUGUCAUGCACAUCAGUGGAGAUCUGGAUGGGAUGGUCAGGGUCACUCACAUGAGAUGCAUCUUCAGAGAAUUGGAAGCAUCACUGGAAGAGGAACCAGAGAAUGUGUACAGGAAGCCCGUGAUGAUCCUGCAGGAUGUGAACCAUAUGUAUUUCGCGUCUGGGAACAGGACAUCUUCAGUAGAGGCCAAUGACAUUCUCUCUCCCAUGUCACAGGAGGAAGCCCAGGUGGGCAUUGCAAGACAUGUGACAGCCUUCCUGACGGUGGUGUUGGGUCAACCUGAGCUACAGGUGGUGGAGGCAAAGGCCACACUGGCACUGGCUCACCAAGAUACCAAGAUCAUCCUUCAGGCACAAGACGACAUGGAAGAGGUGACAGAGGGUGACGGGAUAAGGUCACCUUGGUCUGAACAAGGUCAGUGGCUCAUGUCAACAGUACUGGACCAAUACAGUGACUACCUACAGCGAUGCGAACACUACGUGGUACUGGAGAACAGGGUUGCUGAGGUGUCUACCAGUACCUAUCUCUACCCCAGAGGCAUCGUGGUGGGUACUGAACCCCUCACUUCCAAGGAGAUGGGAGUCAAAUUUAAGAGUCGCCAGGCCAUCAUGGAGGUUUUGGAACCCAUGGGGGUUGAAUUUGGCAAUGAGGUCAGCUGCCUGGAGGUCAAUCAGGCAUCAUUUACACUAGCCCUGUCAGCAGCUACAGAUAUCGUCAAUUCACGCUUCAACUCCCGGGGUAAACCUGUCUACUUCCUGGAAGACGAUGUCAAGUUGACUGGCAUUGCCUGGGUGGACGCGCAUCUCCUGUAUAAUAUUACUGACACUGGACUGGAAGUGACGUCUCCAUCCCUGGUCACCGAUGUAGAUGUUGGUCUGGGCCUCGGUGGGAUGCACUACUGCAAGCUGCUCACACCCACACGAGCACUGGAGUACAUCAUGAUAGACAGUCUUGUGGGUACCCAGCCUUAGUGCUCACCUAUGCUUGCUCUCAAGUGAUACAACACUAGAAUACAGGUUGGCCCUGCUUAUACAGCAGGUUAAGCUUCAGCUUAUUGCUGUAUGUACAGCAAUAGCCCUAACCAUAACCUGCUGUAUAAGCAGGGCCCAUCCGUACAGCAGUAGCCUGGAACCUAACCUGCUAUAUAAGUGGGGCCCAUCUGUACAGCAGUAGCCCAGAACCUAACCUGCUAUAUAAGUGGGGCCCAUCUGUACAGCAGUAGCCCAGAACCUAACCUGCUAUAUAAGUGGGGCCCAUCUGUACAGCAGUAGCCCAGAACCUAACCUGCUAUAUAAGUGGGGCCCAUCUGUACAGCAGUAGCCCAGAACCUAACCUGCUAUAUAAGUGGGGCCCAUCCGUACAGCAGUAGUCCAGAACCUAAUCGGAUGUAUAAUCAUGUUGAAAUAAAUUAUAUUGCGCUGAAUUAUACUAUAUGGGUGUAGCACUUUCCUCUGAAUAUACAGCCAGGUCUCAAUCAGUGUGAAUAAUGAAUCAUGUGAAGUGGUCGCAUUAUUCAAAUUACGUAUAUGUAAUUUUUGCACACAAUUUAAAGAGUUUGGGGAAAAACAUAGCAUUAAUUAAUUUUGCACUAAAUUGAAAUUCGCAAUAAUGGAGGCCUAAUCUUAAGGGUUUAGUGCUUUCUUGUGAAUAUACAUUAAUAGUAAUGGAAAAUUUCCCUUAC